AUCAUAAACCCUGCUCGAUCAACCUCUCUGUUCUUCAAUUUCUUAUCGUUUCUAAUAAACAAAACGUCAUUUUCUUUUUCGGGUAAGGAAAUGUCAAUUUGUGAACCGAGCUUAAAAGUACGGCAUCUCUCAAGCUUCGUGAACGAUGGUACUGCUAAUUUAGCUGGGCAAUGUAACCGUAAUGCAGACACUGAGACUAUUCUUCUUUGUUGCUACAGAAACCCUAAUAUUGAAUCUCAGCGAAUCUCUUUGAAAUUGGUUUCCUCUUCCCGCCAUCACCCCGUCCAAUGCGUCGAAUCCAAUUCUGAUGCUAAGAGUAUGGUCGCUGGCUCCGGUGAGGGACAACAUGGUGAUUUCGAGGAGAAGCUUGGAGAUUUAAAGGUGAGUACCGAGCCAAAAGUCGAAGGAAGAGGUGGGGGUCGUGGUGAUAGUGGUGGAGGUGACGGUGAAGGUGGUGGUGGUGGUGGUGAUGAUAGUGGUGGUGAAGAGGAGGAGGAGAGGGAGUUUGGGCCGAUAUUAAAUUUUGAGGAGGUGAUGAGAGAGGCCGAAUCGAGAGGGGUGAAGUUACCAUCGGAUAUGUUGGAGGCGGCGAAAACCACUGGGAUUCGGAAGCUGUUCCUUCUUCGUUAUCUGGACUUGGAGGGUUCAGUUUGGCCAUUAGGCUUUUUAAUGAAGUUCUGCUCAAUGCUUCGCAACCGAAUGCUAGCUGAUCCUUCAUUUCUUUUUAAAGUGGGAACGGAGAUAGUGAUCGAUUCUUGCUGUGCAACAUUUGCAGAAAUGCAGAAAAGGGGAAAAGAUUUCUGGUUAGAGUUCGAAUUGUACCUUGCUGACCUUUUGGUUGGUGUGGUUGUUGACAUUGCUUUGGUUGGUAUGUUAGCUCCAUAUGCUCGUAUCGGGAAGCCUUCUGUGGCAUCAACUGGUUUAUUUGGACGAAUAAAUCAUGCUUGUGCAGCUCUUCCCAGCAGUGUUUUUGAAGCUGAAGGCCCAGGAUGCAGAUUCUCAGUUAAGCAGAGGAUUGCAGCAUACUUCUACAAGGGUUUAUUGUAUGGUUCAGUUGGGUUUAGCUGUGGCCUGAUUGGUCAAGGCAUUGCAAAUCUGAUCAUGACUGCCAAAAGGAGGAUAAAGAAUUCAGAAGAGGACAUUCCUGUGCCGCCUCUUGUGCAAAGUGCAUUACUUUGGGGUGUUUUCCUCGGAGUCUCUUCAAAUACUCGUUAUCAAAUCAUUAAUGGACUGGAACGUCUGGUGGAAACAUCUCAUUUGGCAAAGCGGGUCCCACCUGUUGCAAUGGCUUUCACUGUAGGUGUGAGAUUUGCUAACAAUAUUUAUGGUGGAAUGCAGUUCGUGGAUUGGGCAAAGUGGAGUGGGGUGCAGUAGCAGCAGCCUUUUCUGGCUAAAUGUUGCUUCCACAUCCUUUUCUGUAUCAUCAGUCAUUAAGGUAGCUCUCUUCCCGGGCAAAACAACAGGGAAUGAACUUAAUGGGAUAUACAUUUGUGUAGGUGCCGAUGAGAAGCCACGUCUUUUGUUGGCUUGUCUCGUUACAACUAGAUGCAUGAAUAGAAGGUAGCGAUGAGGAGAGUAAUGAUAGCUCUGCAUCCAUCUUUUGUUUCAGCAUUCCUGAAUGUUUUUAUUGUGUUUUCCUUUCCAGAGUUAGAAUAAUUUGAGGUAACUCAAUCAAAUUACAACUUGUAAUACAUUUAGGCGUUA
Molecule: messenger RNA, 1704 nt
Organism: Carica papaya (papaya)
Lineage: Eukaryota; Viridiplantae; Streptophyta; Magnoliopsida; Brassicales; Caricaceae
Gene: RER1
Product: reticulata-related 1
Biological process (GO): plant organ development
Cellular component (GO): chloroplast inner membrane
Source: RefSeq, a predicted model, not a curated record